This is a messenger RNA of Prunus armeniaca (apricot), 489 nucleotides long. The record is from the annotation of a GenBank genome assembly. Lineage: Eukaryota; Viridiplantae; Streptophyta; Magnoliopsida; Rosales; Rosaceae.
AUGAAUCCAAAGAGCUUGUCUUUGAGGCAUAAAACAAGUUUGAAAUCUAGGUUCACCAAAGGGUUUCUUCAAGCCUUGAAGAGAAUACACGGGCAAAGAUCUAGGUCACCAAAUGUAUCUUCUCCUAGGGAGAUGUGUAGGAGAUACUUGAGUAUUAAGAUUGCUGCUGAUGCAUCCAUGGCUUCAGCUGUUGGGUCUAGAAGAGCUUGGAGCCGAGCUUUGCUUACGAAGAUUCGAAGCCACGGGGCUCCGCGGGUUUAUAAGUACUCAGCCAGAAGAAUUGAUAACAGUAAGAAGAAGAAGAAGAAGUGCGAGGAUGGUGAGGAGAUUGGUGUUAAUAGUGAGGCGAAUGAGCUUCGAAAGUUUGUGCCAGGUGGGGAAGCCAUGGAUAUUUGCAGCUUGUUGGAUGAGGCUGCCCAUUACAUAAAGUGUCUCAACACUCAGGUAAAGGUGAUGAGAAGGAUUGCAGAUAUUUACUCUGCUGCUUGA